Messenger RNA from Fragaria vesca subsp. vesca, 2281 nucleotides. RefSeq names its product protein lap4-like. Gene Ontology annotation, molecular function: ADP binding; protein binding. The transcript has 3 exons. Bases 1 to 1833 code for a protein of 610 amino acids. Lineage: Eukaryota; Viridiplantae; Streptophyta; Magnoliopsida; Rosales; Rosaceae. The record is from RefSeq and is a predicted model, not a curated record. Gene Ontology annotation, biological process: defense response; signal transduction.
AUGAGGGAUCUUCAGCUUUUUGGUUGUGGAAGACUUGAGAAUUUCAUAAACAUUGUGCACGAGAUUGAGUCCAUUAAAACGUUGAACUUAAGUUACAGUGGCAUAAAAGAACUGCACUCCUGGAUUGGAUGUUGCACUUCCUUGGAAUUUUUGUAUUUGCAUAAUACUCCGAUCAAACAACUGCCUUCAACAAUUGGAAAUCUUACUUCUUUGACACUACUGCGGCUGUCUGGAACUCUCCUUAAAGAAUUGCCUUCAUCGAUUGGAUGUCUUACUUCUUUGACAAUACUGGAGCUGUCUGGAACUCUCCUUAAAGAAUUGCCCCCAUCAAUUGGGAAUCUCAGUUCUUUAAGAAAAUUGCACCUGUCUAAAACUCUCCUUAAGGAAUUGCCCCCAUCAUUUGCUAAUCUCACUUCUUUAAGAGAACUGGACCUGUCUGAAACUCUCAUCAAAGAACUGCCUUCAUCAAUCGGGUGUCUCACUUCCUUAGGAGAAUUGCACCUGUCUAAAACUCUCCUUAAGGAAUUGCCCCCAUCAAUUGGGAAUCUCACUUCUUUAAGAGAAUUGCACCUGUCUAACACUCUCCUUAAGGAAUUGCCCCCAUCAAUUGCGAAUCUCACUUCUUUAAGAAAAUUGCACCUGUCUAAAACUCUCCUUAAGGAAUUGCCUUCAUCAAUUGGAAAUCUCAUUGGCCUCGUAAGUUUAACACUAAGAGGAUGUGCAAACCUUACAAAUGUGUCACACAGUGUCUAUGGAGGGCUGCAACAUCUAGAAGGCCUAGACCUCUCUUGGUGCCCAAAACUGGUUACAUUUCCAAGUAGGGCAAGCGGUUUGGUUUCCUCAAGUUCAGAAUCUCUUCUUCUGAUGCUUCCAACUGAUUCAAACAAGGGGCAUGAUCAUCCUGGUUCACUAUUGUUUCCCCGGCUACGGGAUAUUAGUUUUGAAGGAUGCGAAUUAUCAGUGGUGUCUGAUUUUCUAACAAAUCUGGAUUGCAAGUCCACAUUAGGGAGGCUUAAUCUAUCAGGAAGCAGUUUCGAUAGUCUUCCGGCAUGCAUCGGCAAAUUUCUCAAUCUGCAAGUUCUUGAUUUGGGUGGUUGCAAGAGGCUUCGAGACAUUUCUGAACUUCCUCCAAAUUUAGUACAUAUAGAGCUGGAUGAUUGCGUAUUGUUGGAAAGAUUUUCGAAAUUGUCAGACAUACUGGAACAGAAAGACACUCCGGGACUUCUUCACUUUAUGAAAUUGUCUAAUUGCAAUAGAUUGAUGGAUAAUCUUGGCAUAGACUUGGUGUCGAAGAUGGCAAAAGCAUUACCUUAUCAGAUGGUGCAGGCCGGCUUAGAUCAGCAUGUCUUGUCCUGGAAUCUUAUGCUUCCAAGUCUCCUGGAAAUUGAAGUUCCAAAGUGGUUUGAUAGCGGUGAGGUGGAUGCAAGUGUGCUUCCCGGUCAUGAAAAUAUGUGUGAAAUUUUGAUAAGAAUCCCUAGGAAUCUGAAGGUUGAGAAAAUAGGAUUGGUUGUCUGUGUUGUUUUUGAAAUUACAGAAGAUCAUUUUGACGACUAUUAUUUUGUGACGGUUGUGAUUGAUAAAAAACGGUAUUUCAGUAAGCACUGCCAUUUUGAAGCAAAAGCAACAGAGCCAUCCGCUCAUGAUCAUGUAUUAGUGUGUCUGAUAUGUAUUGCUUUCAAGGAGCUAGAGUUGGUGGAUCGUGUGGUUCGAGUUAUGUAUCGUCGUCACUAUGACGGGUUGCUCCUAAAAAGUUUCGGGGUCCACCUGGCUAAUAUGCAAGAGAAUGAUGGUGAUCAUGUAAGUGGUGAAAUACUUGGCACAAGAAAGAUAUAGGGAUGGCAAUGCUAGCAUUUCUGAUUUUGAAAACAUAGAAGGGGCAGCUGUGGCAUCAUUAGUAUCAGAUGACAGCUUUACCGGGGAAGUACACGAUGAUGAAGGGGAACCAGAACGGGAACUUCAUCGUCCAACAAAAAGAUUCAGGUGGCAAUAAUGCUAUGAUCAUCCGUGACGGGGAUGAUUAAUAGUUGGAUUCCAGUCGAUCUCGAAAUACGACAGUGAUGGCCAACGGCAGAGGCACCAAUCUGGAUUUAUGUCAUGGUCAACUCGAUCGCGAUCUUUCAACACGAACGAUGCUGCUGGGUUUAUAAAGUAAUAUCAGAUGAACCACCUUUUGGGAAUGGUGAUUUUGGGGGAGGAAUUGAUAUUAGCAUGUUCGGGUUUGAGUAUGAUGGGGAGGAGGGUGAGGAGAAUUUUAAUGGGGAUAUUAGGGUGAGGGAGGAUG